CUACAAACAGGGAUUUUAAAUCACGCCAUACAACAGAAAAUGUAGGAAAUCAGACGUAAAGUUAGACCUCGAGGCCUAUAGACUAGAUCUAGUUCAGUAUGUACAUCUAGUUGGUUGGUCUAAAAUUGGCGACACAAUGACGCCGUAUCUUGCACGUGAAACAAACUGUGCACGUGACCACAGAUUUGUGGCUGACCACAUGACCUAGGAUACAAGUGACACAAAAACUAACGCUAGUGGCUAGCCUAGUGUGAAAAUGCCUGAGGCGGGUCCGACACAGCUGACCUGAUUAGUGCCUAUGUGAGCCUGUGGAUGUGUAAUAAAUUAUCGCCAUGACGAGAACAUUGAUACAGCGCAGAUAUCCAUUAUCUCUGGCUCGAGAUUGUUGAGCCUGACAUCACAAGUUGGAGCACCUAACCUGCCCUACACCUGGUUAGAGGUUAGCGCCACGGCAUGUGGGACGGUCCGUCCUUCAGACACUUCAUCCACAGACUGCUGUCAUAGUGAGCUAGAAAAGAUGUCGUCUGCCGAGAAAACAAAGCACCUUGAGGUCCCGCUGACCACCAAAAAAAAGUCCAGCCCUGACCUCCCCCAUGAAUCUCACCCAGUCCAGCCAGACGGGGGGUGGGGCUGGGUUGUCUGUCUGACAUCCAUGGCUUGCAAUGGAACAGUUUUUGGUAUAAUCAACAGCUUCGGCAUUUUGUACGUAGCUAUGAGGGAGCACUUUGCUAAAGAUGACCCAAACAUUUCUUUUAAAACAGCGUGGGUGGGCUCUGUAAACACUGGCAUCACAUUCCUGAUGUGCAUGAUCUCCAGUAUCAUCAGCGACCGCGUGGGUAUCCGACCUACAGGCAUCAUCGGCGGCGUCCUCGCCUUCAUCGGCCUCAUCUCCAGCGCCUUUGUGGAGGAGCUGAUGCUGCUGUACCUGACUUACGGAGUCAUCGCAGGGCUAGGGUUUGCUUUUGCUUAUGCUCCGUCGUUGGUUAUUCUUGGCCAUUACUUCAAGAGACACAUGGGCCUAGUGAAUGGGCUGGUGACGUUUGGCUCGUCAGCUGUGACCAUCGCCUUGGUCCUUGGCCUCCCCCACCUGCUGGACAAGAUUGGCUUGAAGUACACCCUGGUCUUCAUGUCCUGUCUAGCUUUCCUGCUUAACUUGUACGCUUUCACAUGGAAACCUAUUUUCACACGUGAAAACCUGGGACUGUCUCAAGUGGCCCUGUCCACCAUGUCCAUUGAGAUGAUCCAGAGCCAGUGCACGGAAUGUUGCAAGUUUACUCGCAAGUUCCUCAACGUCAGAAUUUGGAGGAAUCGGGGAUAUGUUGUUUGGGCUGUAUCCUGUGGUGUAUGUUUGUUUGGAUAUUUUGUCCCAUUCGUUCACCUGAUCAAACACGUCAAAGAUGUUUUUCCUGAGAGUGAUGGCAACAUCUUGAUCAUGUGUAUCGCCAUCACAUCAGGCGUGGCCCGGAUAGUUUGUGGGAAGAUAGCUGACCUGAAGUGGGUCAACCGGAUACGACUCCAGCAGGCAGCCUUUGCUAUCCUUGGGAUCUGCACCGCUUGCAUACCCUUCUCAUCCAGCUUCGGAGGCCUCAUCGCCAUCACAUUGAUCAUGGGAGCUUGUGAUGGCAUCUUUAUUUGCUUGCUGGGACCCAUUGCCUUUGAUAUUGUUGGAGAAAGGGGGGCCUCACAGGCCCUAGGCUUUCUCUUUGGCAUUUUCUCCAUACCAAUGACAGUGGGCCCUCCAAUAGCUGGCAUGUUGUACGAUAGCUUAGGCUCCUACAAUAUAGCCUUCCAUGUUGCUGGUUGUCCACCUGUGCUGGGGGCUCUCAUCAUGUUCUUCAUACCCCGCACCAAACCUAAUGUACCUGCUGUGACAUCCAUUGAAGAGUUUGCUGCUGUUUCAUGUCAUGAUAUUUACCACAGUAAACUGGCCAUUGGUAAUGAUUCAUCAGUAGAUCCACCUCCAAAAGCGAACUCUCCCCAUGCAGAAGUUAUAAUCAUAGGCGACAUUGACGAGCUUGGUAAACUUACAACAGCCCUCCCACAAGAUGUAUCAAACAACGCUGACAACAGCCCUGUUGAGCUGAACAAUGUUGUUAGGGCAAACAUCGCUGACAACAGCCCUGUUGAGCUGAACAAUGUUGUUAGGGCAGACAACACUGAGGAUCAGCUGCCCACUGAGGAAGUUGGUCAGGCAGAGGAAACUGAUCCAAUGUUGUCCAGGAAACAGGACAGUUAGUUGUAUGCACAGAAACAAGACAGUUAGUUGUAUGUGAAGAAGCAAGGCAGUUGUAUGUGAAGAAUCAAGACAGUUGUAUGUGAAGAAUCAAGACAGUUGUAUGUGAAGAAUCAAGACAGUUGUAUGUGAAGAAUCAAGACAGUUGUAUGUGAAGAAUCAAGACAGUUGUAUGUGAAGAAUCAAGACAGUUGUAUGUGAAGAAUCAAGACAGUUGUAUGUGAAGAAUCAAGACAGUUGUAUGUGAAGAAACAUGACAGUUAGUUGUAUGUGAAGAAUCAAGACAGUUGUAUGUGAAGAAUCAAGACAGUUGUAUGUGAAGAAACAUGACAGUUAGUUGUAUGUGAAGAAUCAAGACAGUUGUAUGUGAAGAAUCAAGACAGUUGUAUGUGAAGAAACAUGACAGUUGUAUGUGAAGAAAUGGGCCCAACAUUAUCUAUGGGAAAAAAGAUAGAACAAGAAUUCUAAGGACUUUGUUGUACACUUAGCAUUAACAACCACAAUGUAGUAUUUAUAAAUACUUGACAACAAAGCCAAAAGGUGCUCUGAUUUCUAAAGUGCUGAACGAUGUAAUUUUUUUGUUUGCCAUCUUUUUAAAUAAUUUUAAAUGUUCGCCAAACUUUGUAUUUCCAUCAUUGCAGCCUAAAUAUAUUAUACAUUAAUUAAAUGAGGCAUUUUUAUUAUUUUAUAUCUCAAACUAUAAGUAUGAGCUUUUUUACUGUAAGGUUUCUUUAUACAUUUUAUAAUGGUAAAUAACGUACACAAAAUCAUGAAGAUAAACCAUAUCAAUUUAAUAAUUUUUUAAAAAUUUGAGUUAUUUUAUUUCUUCAGUAUUUUAAAAUUUGGACUGACUUAAAAUGAUAAAAUUAAAACUGUUUUUUUAUUUGUUUUCUUGUCACCAUUUAUUAUAUAGAAAAAAAUUAACUACUUAAAACUGAUUAAUGUUACUGCCAAAUUUAAACCUUUUUGCUUUAAAUUACCAGUACUUAGUAUUUGUUAAUCUUCAAUAAGAACAGUCAAACAACAAAUGAAAGUUUUUCAAUUGUUAAAUUUUUUUUAAAUAGCUGAUUGUUAAAUAUUUGAGUGCUAGAUCUAUAUGCAAUGUUGGUGCCUUGUUCAGAUUAUAUCUACCAUGAUGUGUAGCGACAAGGUUGGCCUUGUUCAGAUUAUAUCUACCAUGAUGUGUAGCAACAAGGUUGAAACUCUCAAACAGCGGACUACACAUGAUGAACAGAAAAUGUACUAGAUGGACAUUGUUUAGCCAUGUUUUAUUUCUAGCUACAAACCUCAAAUCACUUAUGGUGAUUGGUGGACAUAAACUUUUUUAUUUCCAGCUUAUUUUAUCCCAGACCAGCUUGACUGCUGUGAUUAAUAUUGGUAUCAUGUUCUGUUCUACUCAAUGGAUACACACGUACAAUAGUGUCAUGUUAUUUGUAUAAUGUUCUGUUAUACUCAAUGUACUGUAUUUGUUGUUGAUCUAGUGGCUCACUAAACUUGUCCUUUUCUGUCUUUCAGCUUCCACUUACUUCCCUUUGAUCACAGAGUUAUACUUUCUGUCUUUCUGCUUGUGAUUACUAAAACACUAUUUACACUACGUUGUACAAAUAUUCUCCAUUUCUGUAUAUUCAAUUUAUCUUUACCAUAAAAUAGUAACUAUUGAAUGUUUUAUUGAUGCUGAAAAUAAUAGUUAUUUUUAUAUAUUUUAUAUAUGUUACAAAGCAUUUGAAUUAAUUUGAUACUGCUCAAGAAACCUAUUUUAGAUCAUUACAAAAAUUAUAUGUACUAUACUUAUAUAACAAAGUAGGGCAUUUAAAAAAACAACUUAAUCCAUGAUAUAUUUGUAGUUACGAUCACAAUUUUAAAAUACGUUGUGUGUGAAAGGUUACAUGUUGGACAUACAAUUUCACUUGUUUGGACAACAGCAAAGUGGAGUUGAGAGUAGUCAUUUGCUGAUGAGAUGCUUCGAAUGGAUUGAUAGUAAUUUACUGAUGUGAUGCUUUGAGUGGAUUUGAUAGAUGGUUUUUGUACAAAGUAGUUUUAGGAUGGGUUAUAAACAUUGUUUUGUUUUUAAAUUAGGCAUAAGAAGAUAUCAGUUCCAUAGCCUUCUAUCCUCUACGCAAGUCUUUCAAUAUUAAAUAUGUAUGUAAAGAAAAUAAAUUAAAUAAUAGAAUACAUUGUUUGGUGAUCUUAUUGUAGAUUUAACUAGAAAAAUCAGCCGUUACAAUUUUUUUAGGCCAUUGUUCUCAUCUGGCCAUACACAAUUCAUAGCCCUCUACCAUUUGGGGUAAUAGUCCACAAACACACAGGGUUCAACUUAGCUGACAAACUCUCCAUCCUGGUGUUCUAAACCAACCUUUAAAAUAUACACUUGUCAAGACAAACUCUAUCCUGGUGUUCUAAACCAACCUUUAAAAUAUACACUUGUCAAGACAAACUCUAUCCUGGUGUUCUAAACCAACCUUUAAAAUAUACACUUGUCUAGAGGGAUUGCUAGCAAGCUCUUUGUGGAAUGUGCAAGUGAUGAAAUUUGCUCAUUUGUUUUAACAGUACAGUUAACUGAUCAAACAUUUUAUUUAGAAUAUUUGAAACAAAUAUUUUUUAUACAUUUUUAAAAAUACUUUUUUACUAUAUAAUAUAUAUAUAAAUUUAUGCUCAUUAAAAUUAUUUUAGUAGUUUUAAAUCAGUGUAAUAUUUAACAGUGAUAAACAACACUAACCACACAUAAGAAGCUGUCCAAAAUUUUUGUUGUUGUCAUUUUUAAAAAUCUCAACUAUUGUCACAAAGGUCAGACCCAACCCUAAAAAUUACUUUUUUAAAAAAAGCAAUUUCUGUUUAAAAAUUGUCUUUAAUAAAGGGAUAUAAUCAAUUCAAAAUUGAAUCCACUACUAAUAGCUGCUUUUUUGCUAGAUUGAUUUUGGUGCUAAUUAGCAUUUAAUACUGAAAAUGUUGGCAAAUUUGGUUUAAGAUUACAUUGAUCAAGUUGUAUUAAAUUUACAAGAAAUGAUUAUUUUAAUUUUUUUUAAAUUGCUGAAAAAAUAUUUUUCAAAGUGAAGUCACACUUCUACCAACCUAUCAGACACUCCUCAAGGUCUGAGUGCCCCCCCCCCCCCUCCCCAGGAAUAUGGCGUCAAUUACAGAUGGCCCCUAUACAAUUUUCUAUGUGAUGGCCACACCAUAUAGCUGUAGCAUGGUCCUCCCCCCAAUGUCAACUUGUUGGUUUUGUUGUGAUCACGUGUGCUGCACAAUGUAUAUCAUCACUGUAACUUGUUCAAAUAAAAAUGUGGUGCUAUAACAAUACCAUUAUGCUGCAAUUUAUUCUGUAUGUACUUUUGGUUCAAGUCUUGUCACCAGCCAGUUAUUUCCCUUUAUCUGUUUUUAUUUAUGACAAAUGAGAUUUGUGCUAAUAAUUUCUCUAUAUAGUUUGAACACACUAAAGGGAAUUGUUACCUUGAUCCAGUACUUCAAAUGACAUUCUUAACACACAAAAGGGAAUUGUUACCUUGAUCCAGUACUUCAAAUGACAUUCUUAACACACAAAAGGGAAUUGUUACCUUGAUCCAGUACUUCAAGUUAUGACAUUGUUGUUCUGUUGGUCACCAGUUGGUUAUAGAUCUAUAUCAACUUACAGACAGCUGGUAGGUUUGUAUCAACUUACAGACAGCUGGUAGGUUUGUAUCAACUUACAGACAGCUGGUAGGUUUGUAUCAACUUACAGACAGCUGGUAGGUUUGUAUCAACUGACAGAUGGU
Messenger RNA from Physella acuta, 5982 nucleotides. RefSeq names its product monocarboxylate transporter 10. Gene Ontology annotation, molecular function: transmembrane transporter activity. Lineage: Eukaryota; Metazoa; Mollusca; Gastropoda; Physidae. Gene Ontology annotation, biological process: transmembrane transport. The record is from RefSeq and is a predicted model, not a curated record.